This is a messenger RNA of Sapajus apella (tufted capuchin), 2795 nucleotides long. It is a transcript of the gene XPNPEP3, whose product is annotated as X-prolyl aminopeptidase 3. Gene Ontology annotation, cellular component: mitochondrion. The coding region runs from base 118 to 1641 and encodes 507 amino acids. Lineage: Eukaryota; Metazoa; Chordata; Mammalia; Primates; Cebidae. The record is from RefSeq and is a predicted model, not a curated record. The transcript is spliced from 10 exons. Gene Ontology annotation, molecular function: manganese ion binding; metalloaminopeptidase activity.
CGGCGCCCGCCGGAAGGGGAGGAGCGGCUGGUCCGGUUUCCUGGCGACGCGGCGAAGCAGGUGGCACCUUUCCGGGCCGUUAGCCUCUCGUCUUCCCGGCGCGCGAGUUAGGCCGUCAUGCCUUGGCUGCUCUCAGCCCCCAAGCUGGUUCCCGCUAUAGCAAACGCCCGCGGCGUCUCAGGAUGUAUGUUGUGUGCACAGCGAAGGUACUCUCUUCAGCCUGUCCCAGAAAGGAGGAUUCCACACCGAUACUUGGGCCAGCCCAGCCCCUUUACACACCCACACCUCCUCAGACCAGGGGAGGUAACUCCAGGACUAUCUCAGGUGGAAUAUGCACUUCGCAGACAUAAACUAAUGUCUCUGAUCCAGAAGGAAACACAAGGACAGAGUGGGACAGACCAGACAGUGGUUGUGCUCUCCAACCCUACAUACUACAUGAGCAACGAUAUUCCCUAUACUUUCCACCAAGACAACAAUUUCCUGUACCUGUGUGGAUUCCAAGAGCCUGAUAGUAUUCUCGUCCUUCAAAGCCUCCCUGGCAAACAAUUACCAUCACACAAAGCCAUACUUUUUGUGCCUCGGCGAGAUCCCAGUCGAGAACUUUGGGAUGGCCCACGAUCUGGCACUGAUGGAGCAAUAGCUCUAACUGGAGUGGAUGAAGCCUAUUCUCUAGAAGAAUUUCAACAUCUUUUACCAAAAAUGAAAGCUGAGACGAACAUGGUUUGGUAUGACUGGAUGAGGCCCUCACAUCCACAGCUUCACUCUGACUACAUGCAGCCCCUGACUGAGGCCAAAGCCAGGAGCAAGAACAAGGUUCGGGGUGUUCAACAGCUGGUACAGCGCCUCCGGCUGAUCAAAUCUCCUGCAGAAAUUGAACGAAUGCAGAUUGCUGGGAAGCUGACAUCACAGGCUUUCAUAGAGACCAUGUUUGCCAGUAAAGCCCCUGUGGAAGAAGCCUUUCUUUAUGCUAAGUUUGAAUUUGAAUGCCGGGCUCGUGGCGCUGACAUCUUAGCCUAUCCGCCUGUGGUGGCUGGUGGGAAUAGGUCAAACACUUUGCACUAUGUGAAAAAUAAUCAACUCAUCAAGGAUGGGGAAAUGGUACUUCUGGAUGGAGGUUGUGAGUCUUCCUGCUAUGUGAGUGACAUCACACGUACCUGGCCAGUCAAUGGCAGGUUCAGCGCACCUCAGGCAGAACUCUAUGAAGCUGUUCUAGAGAUCCAGAGAAAUUGUUUGGCCCUCUGCUUCCCUGGAACAAGCUUGGAGAAUAUCUACAGCAUGAUGCUGACCCUGACAGGACAGAAGCUUAAAGAUUUGGGGAUCAUGAAGAACAUUAAGGAAAAUAAUGCCUUUAAGGCUGCUCGAAAAUACUGCCCUCAUCAUGUUGGCCACUACCUUGGGAUGGAUGUCCACGACACUCCAGACAUGCCCCGUUCCCUCCCUCUACAGCCUGGGAUGGUAAUCACAAUUGAGCCAGGCAUUUAUAUUCCAGAGGAUGACAGAGAUGCCCCAGAGAAGUUUCGGGGUCUUGGUGUACGAAUUGAGGAUGAUGUAGUGGUGACUCAGGACUCACCUCUCAUCCUUUCUGCAGAUUGUCCCAAAGAGAUGAAUGACAUUGAACAGAUAUGUAGCCCAGCCUCUUGACCUUCACUGCAGCCCACAUGCACCUCAGGUUCAAGACGAGUGUAUGCUGUCAUCCCUGCACAUGUGCUUUCUGAAUAUCUCUGUGUGUGCAUUCAUAUACAUAUUCCAUUUGGGAAUACAGCAGCUGUGUGAAUGUAUGUAAUCGUGGGGGGGGGGAGUUUUGUUUUAAGUAGUUAGAUGUCUGAAAAAAUGAAUUUUUGAAUAGGAUGUCACUGCAGCUUUGGUAACAUUAAUUGUAUAGAAUUUAUGACCAGACAAGUUUAAUUUUUAAACAUAAAGAAAGGUCUUGGUUACAUAUGUCCAUGCAUUCCAGUUAACACAUUUAAACAUAUAGAAAUUCACUUCUUUCAAGUCCUUCCCUUUCUGUUCUUUUGCUGAGAUCCACCCAAUAUCAUAAUAAGUUCGUAUGAUGCCUGUAUUUUUAGCUAAUUACCAAGGUCUCUGCUUAUGCUAAAAUUCACCUGUUGGUGAUUGUGGGUGGCCAAUACAUGCCUUAUGUAACUCCCCCACCUAGUCUAUAUCCUGCGUGUCUACUGGAGCCACAUGAACCCUCAGGGGCACUGGUGUCCUGCAUGCUUACUAGUCAGCCACAGUCCAGGUUCCAACAACAAUGGCUACCUACCAAACAAAACAGUUGUGAGCCUUUCUUGCCAUUUGGUUGCCUAGGACCUGGAAAGUGUUUAGAUUCUUGAUAAAGAAGGAAAUUCUUGAUAAAGAAGAGAAAGAAAAGUAUGUAAGUAUCUACUAAAUAUCUGGACAUCAGGGCUGGGCAUGGUGGCUCACGCCUGUAAUCUCAGCAUUUUGGGAGGUCGAGGCAGGUGGGUCAUUUGAAACCAGGAGGUUGAGACCAGCCUGGCCAACAUGGUGAAACCCUGUCUCUACUAAAAAUACAGAAAUUAGUCAGGCGUGGUGGUUCACGCCUGUAAUCCCAGCUACUUGGGGGGCUGAGGCAUGACAAUUGCUUGAACCUGGGAGGUGGAGGCUGCUGUGAGCUGAGACCAUGCGACUGCACUCCAGCCUGAAUGACUGAGUGAAGCUCUCUGCUUCAAAAAAAAUCCAAAAAAAAAAAAAAAAAUCCAGACAUCCAGCCAUCUUUUCAAUUUAAGAUGAUUUCUUAAUGAUGCCUUCAAAAAUUAAUAAAAAGAAAAAAGAAU